This is a messenger RNA of Aspergillus candidus, 1478 nucleotides long. RefSeq names its product 1,3-beta-glucanosyltransferase Bgt1 (gene bgt1). The record is from RefSeq and is a predicted model, not a curated record. Gene Ontology annotation, biological process: carbohydrate metabolic process; cell wall organization. NCBI's taxonomy places the organism in Eukaryota, Fungi, Ascomycota, Eurotiomycetes, Eurotiales, Aspergillaceae. Gene Ontology annotation, cellular component: fungal-type cell wall; cell surface; extracellular region. The transcript is spliced from 4 exons. Bases 407 to 1327 code for a protein of 306 amino acids. Gene Ontology annotation, molecular function: glucan endo-1,3-beta-D-glucosidase activity; 1,3-beta-glucanosyltransferase activity.
UCCGACGUGCCUGUUCUCAUCAUUGGCCCUCAUGUCUCGUGCGCCCCGAUCGGAUCCAUGCAAAUUGGGCCUUGUCUCUUUUGGCUCGUCGUGCUCAGGAGGCGAACUUUGGGUUCUAUCGCCGCUGCUGUCGUGUUGUGUUCCAACUUCUUUCCUUCCAUUUCUCCACACUCUUUUUACCUGGCCCUGACGUACGGUUCCCGAUUUUCUUUAUUUAACCUCAAGUCGCUCUUUGCCAGUCACGCCGACUCCCUUACCUCUCUUAUUCUGUCCUUUUGAAACAUCCCUUUCUUUCAAUACCCUCGCUCAAAUCCGAUUGACGAGGAACCUUGUCUUUUCGCUCUCGCUAUUCCCCCAUCUCUGCUUCUGCAGUUUUGAUUCUUUCUCUCCAAGAGAUCCCUCCAUAAUGCGUCUCACCGGAUUGCUUCCUUUCCUGAUGGCGGCCGCCCCCGCGGUUGCUAAGCGCGGUACCCUUGGUUUCGCUCUGGGCAACCAGAACGGCCCCGAGAGCACCGACUGCAAGUCUACCGAGGACUACAAGAAGGACUUUGAUGCGCUGAAGCCUUACUCCACGCUUGUGCGCACCUACUCCGCCAGCAACUGCGAUACCGCGGAGAACAUCAUCCCGGCUGCCAAGGCCAAGGGUUUCAAGGUCGUGCUGGGUGUUUGGCCCGAUACUAAGGAGUCCUUCGAGGAGGAUUUCGAAGCCCUUAAGUCUAGCGUUAAGGGCAACGAGGAUGUCGUCCAGGCCAUCACCGUCGGCUCGGAGGCCCUCUACCGUGAUACCAUGAAGGCGGAUGCUCUCCUGAAGCGCAUCCAGCAGGUGCAGGAUGAGUUCCCCAAGGUGACUGUCGGUAUGGUCGACAGCUGGAACAAGUUUGCCGAUGGCACUGCCGACGCCAUCCUCCAGAGCGGCAUCAAGUACAUUCUUGCCAACGGCUUCGCUUACUGGCAGGGCCAGGCCAUUGACAAUGCCACCAACACCUACUUCGACGAUAUGUCGCAGGCCAAGGCUCACAUUGAGGAGGCUGCUGGCCCCAACGGCAAGAACAUCCGCUUCGGCAACGGCGAGACUGGCUGGCCUACUAACGGCGGCUCUGAUUACGAUGAUGCCAAGGCUGGCACCAAGAACGCCGAGAUCUACUGGAAGAAGGCUGUCUGCGGCAUGCUUGCCUGGGGCGCUGAUGUUUUCUUCUUCGAGGCCUUUGACGAGGCCUGGAAGCCCAAGACCAAGGGUGACAACGGUGAGAUGCAGGACGAAUCCCACUGGGGUGCGUUCACCGUCGACCGCAAGGCCAAGUUCGACCUGUCUUGCCCUGACAACUAAGCAGAGGACAUGAAGAUUUGUGAUCUUGUGUUUUUGGGUUCCGUUGGAUGGUCUACUUGGACUGGGCCUCGGGUCUUUUUUCUAUGAUUCUUCUGUAUCAUAUACCACAUAUAUCAGAAUUGACAAGCGAUAAAGCGACUUUUUGAGACCA